This is a messenger RNA of Chara braunii, 4232 nucleotides long. The record is from the annotation of a GenBank genome assembly. NCBI's taxonomy places the organism in Eukaryota, Viridiplantae, Streptophyta, Charophyceae, Charales, Characeae.
UUCGGGUUUAUUCCGUGAAUUAUCAUUAAUUAAAUUUUAUUGAUUAAAACGUUAGGGAUGCUGGCCUGGAGUACCGAAACCAAGAGACGGGCGGAUGACGUAGCAACCGCAGCGAAGAAGAAGGCAGAGGACGCCGAGAAGGCACUACACAGCCGCCUCCGACAGUUGGAGCAUCGACCCGUCGCCGCCCCCGAUGCCAGCUCUUCCAACACCUCCGAUCGCCUCAAGGCAUUGGAGACGGACGUCGGCUCCCUCAAGGACGGCAUGCAGUUACAGCAAACCGCAACACAACAGUUGGAGCAGCGGAUCUAUACUGUCGCCAACCACUCGAGCUCGGAACCGCGCGAGACAACUCCAAAGUUCGACGGGCAGGAGAUCUUCUGCGACUCGACGAAGACAGAUCCGAUUUCAUGGUUCCGCAAGUUCGAGCUCAUGCUGCAGCUACACUACGUCAAAGAACACAAGCACCACGCGUACUUAUACUCCCGGUCGGGGGGCGCGUGCCAAGCAUGGUUGGACAAUCUCUUGUCCAAGUACGGAGUAGUAGCUGCCAACUUGCAUACCAAGAUCAACUGGGAUGAUCUGAAGGCGGCGUGGCAUAAGCGGUUCCAGGUAGAGCCGCCAGAGAUCAAGGCGAUGGACAAGCUGAUGGUCUUUGAACAAGGCACGCUGCCGAGUGUCGACUGGAUUGCCGAGUACCAACGCUUGACAUCCGUCCCAGACAUCCAAAUGGGCUUCAAAGCCAUCCGCCACUAUUUUAUCUCAAGGUCGUGUCCGACAUUGAGCAAUGCCUUGACUCACGUUGAGGACACCCUGACGACAACGGCGGAACUCUUUGACAAGGCCGCGCAGAUUAUUAUCACGAACGAGGAGGCUAAGAACCUGCGUUCAUCUGCGGCAGGCCCGAGCAGAGAUCAGCAUCGGCCGAAAGUGCCCGUGGUUGCGGCGACAACGCCGUUUGACCAAACUAGCGAGGUCGUGUCUGCCAAUGAAGGGGACAAACUUGCAGCCGCCCGGGAAGGUGGCCGCCCAGGCAAAGGCCGAGGACGUGGCAAGGCGAAGACAAACACCGCAUCUAGCCCCGGGCCCGACGCAGCAGCUCCAGCCCCAUGUGGCCUGCCAAUCAAAAGGCAAGGGCAAAUCGGGAAACUGAGCACCGCCGGGAGUGACUCCACGACACUCUCGACGCCUUUGGAACCGGUCACUUUGCGGGUGACGGCCCUUUGUUCCGAGGCCCACGUGGAAGUCGAUAGUCCUCCUCUUCUUUAUUCUUUUGAGGACUAUGCUGCCCGGCUCGUUCCUACGCUGCGUACUCAAGCUCAAGGACAAGACGUGUGUGCGCCAUCUUCUCCGUCCGACAACGGCGAGUUAUCGUCUUCAAGUGGUUCUUCAAGGGAUUCCGCGCGCGAGUUCAACAUAGAGGUAUUGGACCCGCUCACGUCCGGGGAUUUCGCAUGGCUUCCUCUCCCGACCACGGGCCGCUUGCCGGGACCGCACUGCGCAGCACUUUGCGCUCGUCUUCACAUGUACUUAUCCUUCUAUGCACCACCAACUUCGCCGACGGAUGACGAAGUCGUGGUGGGGGACAUCCUUGCGUAUGUUACAAAGGUGGCCCUCGAGUUUCGCAAUCAACAGUACGACGACAACAACGCACCGCUCCUCGAUGUCCGCAUCCAAGUUGGACAAGCGUCCUGCAGCGCUUUGCUGGAUAGCGGUGCGUCUCGCAAUUUUAUGAGCCAAGCCUUUAUGCAAAGGGCUGGCCUUGGUGCACAAGUUCGAAGGAAGGCAAACCCGACGGCGAUCAAGUUGGCGGACGGAAGGACGCAGCAACUUAUCGACCGAUAUAUCGAGGCCGUACUGGUGUAUUUCGCACCUCAUGCAUGCGAACCGGUAACAUUUGACAUUUUGGAUACGGACUUCGACAUUGUUUCGGGAAUGCCUUGGCUUGCAAGUGCGGAUCACACGGUCAUCUUCCACCGGCGGACUCUUACCGUUCGCGACGCCUUCGGCGCCGAAACCGUCGCGGUAGCUGACUCUUCACCCACGGACUUGUCUUCGGACCACCGUGUGGUGCGGUUGCUUGACGAGUUCGCCGACAUCUUCGAGUCACCUACCGGUGUGGUGCCGGAUCGGCCGAUCUCUCACGAGAUCAUUCUUGAGGUCGGUGUCGUGCCGCCGAAAGGUUGCAUUUAUCGCAUGAGCGAGGAGGAGCUUACGGUCCUUCGCGCGCAACUCGAUGCUUUGUUGGACAAGGGUUGGAUCCGCCCUAGUAGCUCUCCAUACGGAGUUCUCUUCGUACGGAAGAAGAACAAAGAUCUACGAUUGUGCAUCGACUACCUCAAGCUCAACACGCAAACCGUCAAGAAUGCGGGGCCUCUUCCUCGCAUCGACGAUCUUCUUGAGCGAUUGGGCGGCACGAAGUAUUUUUAUAAGUUGGAUUUGAAGUCGGGAUAUCAUCAAAUCUCGAUCCGACCGAACGAUCGUUACAAAUCUGUGUUCAAGACGCAGUAUGGGCAUUUUGAGUGGGUGGUAAUGCCUUUUGGCCUCACCAACGCCCUGGCGACCUUUCAGGCGGCAAUGACCAACGAGUUUCGUACGAUGUUGGACCGGUUCGUCCUAGUCUACUUAGACAAUAUUCUCGUCCAUAGCCGGUCAUUGGAGGAUCAUCUUGAGCACCUUCGACGAGUGUUGGAGACGCUCCGCCGCGCCAAGUACAAGGCCAACCGUGACAAGUGCAAAUUUGUUAGGCAAGAGCUGGAAUACUUGGGCCAUUUUGUCACACCGGAGGGCAUCAGUCCGCUAUCAGACAAGAUUCAAGCCAUCCAAGAGUGGCGGAGCCACGGAACAUCACGGAUUAUUUCAGCAAGAAAGUGCCCGUCGUGCACUCCAUUGGCGACGCACGCAAGAAGGAACUCCUCGCCUUCGUCCACGUGCUCAAGCGGUGGUGGCACUUCCUCCUUGGUCGAAGCCAAUUCCGAUGAUCCGUUGGUCUUUUACAAGACCCAAGACACCGUCAACAGCACCAUCACUCGAUGGAUGGCUUUUAUCGACCAGUUCAACUUCUUUCCCGAUCACAUUCCGGGGAAGUCGAACCGUUUUGCGGAUGCUCUUUCAUGGCGUCCGGAUCAUUGUACCGCGGUCUAUUCAACCUUCAAGAUCGACAACGACCUGCGGGACAGCUUCAUCCGCGGCUACCAAGCCGACCCGGAGUUUCACGACAAGUACGCGAAUUGCUCCUCUCCUAAUCCGGCGCCUUCUCACUACCGGAUCCAAGAGGGGUACUUGCUUGUCCACACACGGCGGAAGGACCUUCUUUGCGUACUGAGUGACCCUCACUUGCGUACAUGGCUUUUUGGCGAGUUCCACGAUGCUCCCGCCACCGGACACUUUGGAGUCAAUCGCGCGAUUGGCCGACUUCGCGAGCGAUUUUGGUGGCCCGGCCUUCCUGUCGACGUCACACGCUAUUGCGAGUCAUGCGAGGUUUGCCGACGCUGCAAAUCCCGCAACCAUCGUCCAUACGGCGAGUUGCGACCAUUACCGGUCCCCUUGCGGCGAAGGGAAGCGAUUGUCAUGGACAUUACCGGCCCGUUCCCCAAGCACAAGACCGGCGUGGAUGGGAUUCUCACGGUGGUCGACCGACUCACCAAGUUCGCCAUGUUUUUGCCUUGCCGCUAUCAUGCCAAGGCACCGGAGUUGGUCGAGGUUGUUUACGCCGGUUGGAUUCGAACCAAGGGUUACCCCAAGGAAAUCGUCUGCGACCGCGACACUCGGUUCAUGUCCGAUUUUUGGUUGGCGCUCAUCAAGCGAUGGGGCUCAUCUCUCAAGCCCUGUUCAGCUCGCCACCUCAAGACCGAUGGCCAAACGGAGAGGGCGCACCAGACCGCACAGGUUCUCCUUCGCACUCUCAUCCAUCCUGACCAGAAGGAUUGGGUUGAGCGGCUGCCGGAUGUUAAGUUGGCCUACAACUCCUCCAUCCACCUGGCUAUUGGGAUGUCACCCUUCGAAUUCGAGCACGGCUCGCCGGUCACUUCUCCGUUGGACACCAUCAUUCCACGAGCGACGACCAUUUUUUGUUCUUACGUCGAAUGCAAGAGCUUCUUGUCAAGGCACGCAACCAGAUGGCUAAGACGCAGCAACGCAUGAGCCAGCAGGCCAAUUGCCAGCGUCUCCCUUGCCCAUUCCGUGCCGGCGACCUCGUUUGGGUUUCCGCUGUGGAAUUCAGCCUUGAACAA